ACACUUGCUUUGCCUUUGGCUUUGGCUCUGGCGUUGUAAACAAUGCUCCUCCCUCUCUUCUUCUUCUUCUUCUUCCUCCUCCAUCUCCAUCUUUCUUCUUCCUCAAUCUCCUUCCCUGAUUUUCAAAUCAUCGACGUUUUACAACCUCCUCUCACCGUCACUGAAACUCUUCCCGAUUUCAACAACACCCAUUUCUCCGAUGAAUCCAAUUCUAAAUACACUCUUCGUCUUCUCCACCGCGACAGAUUUCCCUCCGUCACUUACCGUAACCACCACCACCGUCUCCAUGCUCGUAUGCGUAGAGAUACAGACAGAGUCUCCGCCAUUCUCCGCCGCAUUUCUGGGAAAGUUGUAGCUUCUUCCGAUUCUAGAUACGAGGUUAACGAUUUUGGGUCCGAUGUUGUUUCCGGUAUGGAUCAAGGAAGUGGUGAGUAUUUCGUCAGAAUCGGCGUCGGAAGUCCUCCGAGAGAUCAGUACAUGGUCAUUGAUUCCGGUAGCGAUAUGGUUUGGGUUCAAUGUCAGCCUUGUAAGCUUUGUUACAAACAAUCCGACCCGGUUUUUGACCCGGCUAAAUCCGGGUCUUACACUGGAGUCUCUUGUGGCUCUUCCGUCUGUGACCGGAUUGAAAACUCCGGUUGUCACUCCGGUGGGUGCCGUUACGAGGUCAUGUACGGAGACGGGUCUUACACUAAGGGAACAUUAGCUCUUGAAACGCUGACGUUUGCUAAGACGGUGGUUAGAAACGUUGCAAUGGGAUGUGGUCACCGGAACAGAGGAAUGUUUAUCGGAGCUGCUGGUUUAUUGGGUAUUGGAGGCGGUUCAAUGUCGUUUGUGGGUCAAUUGAGCGGUCAAACCGGCGGUGCGUUCGGUUAUUGUUUAGUGAGUCGAGGCACUGACUCGACCGGUUCAUUGGUAUUCGGGCGGGAAGCUUUGCCCGUUGGUGCCUCGUGGGUACCGUUGGUCCGGAACCCACGGGCUCCGAGUUUUUACUAUGUUGGGCUCAAGGGCCUCGGGGUCGGAGGCGUCCGGAUUCCGUUACCGGAUGGUGUCUUUGACCUGACUGAAACCGGUGACGGCGGCGUGGUUAUGGAUACCGGAACCGCCGUCACAAGGCUUCCCACGGCGGCUUAUGCCGCAUUUCGAGAUGGAUUCAAGUCGCAGACAGCGAAUUUGCCGCGGGCUUCCGGUGUAUCGAUAUUCGACACGUGUUAUGAUCUGUCAGGGUUUGUUUCGGUACGAGUCCCGACCGUGUCGUUCUAUUUCACGGAAGGUCCGGUUUUGACAUUACCGGCGAAGAAUUUUCUGAUGCCGGUGGAUGAUUCGGGGACAUAUUGUUUUGCGUUUGCGGCGUCUCCGACGGGUUUGUCGAUAAUAGGGAACAUACAACAAGAAGGGAUUCAAGUAUCUUUCGACGGAGCCAAUGGCUUUGUUGGGUUUGGCCCCAACGUUUGCUAGCGGUUAAAAAUAGAGAGAUAUUACGAUUUUUGUUUGCUAGUAAGUAAAAAACUUUUGUCUCAAAACUAUAUAUGUAUUUGUCUUUUUUCUUUUUAUUAGUUUGGUUUGAGUUCUAAUAAAUCUGAUUAGUAUAGAGAGAUUACAAAAAUGUAUAUGUUUUGACCAAAUUUGUCUUUUGAUUUCUGAUUGGUUUAGAAUCUAUUAUUUUGUUUCACUGUUUGAUUUGUGGUAUAAAAUGAAGUGAAACACCUUUU
Molecule: messenger RNA, 1709 nt
Organism: Arabidopsis arenosa
Lineage: Eukaryota; Viridiplantae; Streptophyta; Magnoliopsida; Brassicales; Brassicaceae
Source: the annotation of a GenBank genome assembly